Molecule: messenger RNA, 1858 nt
Organism: Tripterygium wilfordii
Lineage: Eukaryota; Viridiplantae; Streptophyta; Magnoliopsida; Celastrales; Celastraceae
Product: hydroxymethylglutaryl-CoA lyase, mitochondrial-like
Exons: 10
Coding region: 155-1411 (418 amino acids)
Biological process (GO): L-leucine catabolic process; ketone body biosynthetic process
Molecular function (GO): hydroxymethylglutaryl-CoA lyase activity
Source: RefSeq, a predicted model, not a curated record
UUUUGAACAAGCCCAUGUCUGGUCUUCGACCCACCCAAUCAAUUGGAAAUAUAUUUUUUUUCUCUCUCCGGCCCAGCUCCAUUCAUAAUUUUUUUCACGAAAAGGCCCUCACGAUCUCCGAGUUAUUACCUGGUUUUUCUUUUGAGUUGAUGAUAUGCUCGGGGCAAAGGCUUUGGACAGGUAUUGGCAGCGUAGCACAGUUAUCCUCAAAAGCUUAACAUCUUCUGGAACUUGCAUAGCCAUGGCAAACGAGAUUGAUCAGAGCAUCUGUCGAGCAAUUGAAGGUGCCAAAGAUGGGUAUACUAAUACUACAGAGUCGGUGUCUUGGCGGGGACAAACAAGUAAUGCGUAUCAGGAAGAUUUCUUGAACCACAGACAUGGGAGCUUGACGUGGAACUGUAGGGCACCUGGUAAUACUGGUGAUUCCGGGCAUCUGUCAAUUCGUCAAUAUAGUUCACAUUGCAAUGACAGAUUUACAAGUAAGCUUUUAGGAACCCUUCCUCAAUAUGUGAAAAUAGUCGAAGUUGGUCCACGAGAUGGAUUGCAAAAUGAGAAGGAAAUAGUACCAACGGUUGUAAAGGCUCAGUUGAUAAAGAUGCUAGUUUCUUCUGGGUUGCCUGUUGUUGAGGCUACAAGUUUUGUCUCGCCAAAAUGGGUACCACAGCUUGCGGAUGCAAAGGAUGUAAUGGAAGCUGUUCGAGAUGUUAAAGAAGCUAUAUUACCCGUCUUAACCCCUAAUCUAAAAGGUUUUGAAGCGGCUGUUGCAGCUGGAGCCAAGGAAGUGGCUGUCUUUGCUGCAGCCUCUGAGUCCUUUUCAAAGUCAAACAUCAAUUGCACCAUUGAAGAUAGUCUUAAUCGUUAUCGUGAUGUUGCUAAUGCUGCUAAAAAGCAUUCAAUUCCUGUUCGUGGAUAUGUAUCAUGUGUUGUGGGGUGUCCGAUUGAAGGAAUGGUAUCUCCAUCACAGGUAGCAUAUGUGGCCAAACAGCUUUUUGAUAUGGGUUGCUCUGAAAUUUCUCUUGGAGACACAAUUGGCGUUGGAACGCCUGGCACUGUCAUUCCAAUGCUUGAAGCUGUUAUGGAUGUUAUUCCAAUUGAUAAGCUUGCUGUCCAUUUUCAUGACACUUAUGGGCAAGCUCUUUCAAAUAUACUCGCCUCACUCCAGAUGGGGAUCAAAAUAGUUGAUUCGUCUGUUGCUGGCCUUGGGGGUUGUCCUUAUGCUAAGGGUGCUUCGGGGAAUGUUGCCACUGAGGAUGUUGUAUACUUGCUUAGUGGACUUGGGGUAAAAACUAAUGUGGAUCUUGGGAAACUCAGAUUAGCUGGGGAAUUCAUUUGCAAACAUUUGGGACGACAAUCUGGUUCAAAGACGGCAACUGCACUGAGUAAAACCCCUGCUUUUGCGUCCAAGCUUUAAGGUAAAAACAUUGGCACACUUUUCGGACGAAAGCAAGACAGCAGAAAAGAUAUUUACAAAAAAGAUAUCACUGCCCCAUUUCAAAAGACAAAAGUGACGAGCAAAGUAUGAAAUGGAAUGCAGAACCCAACAGCGGUUCCGCAUUCUCAUGGUUCUGUUUCAUGUUGAUUAAGACACUUGGGUUAUCUUUUUGCCAAGUCUUCUCUUUCUUGUGUCUUUAGUUUGAAAACAUGUCAAAUUAUAUUUGUUUAGAAAGUCUGUAUUUUGUCUGUUAGUUCAUGUCCCUAAAAAUCCUCCUUAAAAAAGGUAAAAUGGUAAGAAACCAAGAAUGUACAUGCAUAAAGGAUUGGUUGGUGUUGGGAGAACAGUGGGUGAGGUUUCUGCACAAUAGCCAUGAUACUUUUGUAAAUUGAGUCAUUUGACCUUUUCCUUUCUUUCUUGUGUGCA